UGUAGAGUUUUGAGCAGGAGAAUCAGGACCAAACAUUGCCUGUUGACUCAUAAGUCUGGUCUUCUCUCAGCUGCACCUACAGAAUGUGCUUGUAAGAGAAAUAAAAAAUGAACCAAUUUCCGAAGCAGAACUACCAUAUUCCAACUACUGGUGAGCUGAGAAGAAAUAUGGCAUUCCAGGACUUGGUGUCAUUUGAGGACGUGGCAGUGGACUUUACCUGGGAGGAAUGGCAGGACCUGGACAAUGCUCAGAGGAUCCUGUACAGGGAGGUGAUGCUGGAGACCUACAGCAGCCUGGUAUCCUUGGGGCAAUGCAUCACCAAACCUGAGCUAAUCUUCAUGCUAGAGCAAGGAGCAGAGCAGUGGAUGGAAAAAGAACCCCCAAACCAGAGCCCACCAGAUGUCCAGAAGGGGGAUGUCAUAAUUGAGAACAGUGAGGAAAGUCAAGGCAGACAUUUGUGGCAAGCUGGAAUCACUAUGAACAACACACCACGAAUGGAGAGAGUUAUAUUAGGACAUGCUGAUCAUUUGACUUCCAGCCAUAUUUCAAAUCUGAUUGUAAAGAAUGCAGGCUCUUUAGGAGUGAAGCCCAAGCAGUUGAACGUAUGCGAGAACAGACAUUGCCCUAGUAAGCCUGAAGGGUUGUAUGUUGGUGAAAAACCCUAUCAGUGUAAUCAGUGUGGAAAAUACUUUGUAAAGAAGGCAUACCUCACCCAGCAUCAGAUAAUUCACACUGUGAAGAAGCCCUAUCAGUGUAAUCAGUGUGGAAUAGCCUUUCACAAGAAGUCAUAUCUCACGAAGCAUGAGAUACUUCACACUGGGGAAAAGCCCUAUAAGUGCAGUCAGUGUGGUAAAACCUUUGCCAGGAAGUCAUACCUCACCACGCAUGAGAAGAUUCAUACUGGAGAGAAGCCCUAUAAGUGUAGUCAGUGUCAUAAAACCUUUGUCUCAAAGUCAAAACUCGUUAGGCAUGAGAUGAUUCACACUGGGGAGAAGCCCUAUCAGUGUGGAAAAUCCUUUCACUUGAAGUAUAUCCUCGAUGUACAUGAGAUAAUUCACACUAGGGAAAGGCCCUAUCAAUGUAAUCAGUGUGGAAGAACCUUUCAUCUGAAGUCAACACUUGAUAGACAUGAAGUAAUUCACACUGGGGAAAGGCCCUAUCAAUGUAAUCAGUGUGGAAAAGCCUUUGGCCAGAAAUCACACCUCACUGUACAUGAGAUGAUUCAUACUGGGGAGAAGCCCUAUCAGUGUAGUCAGUGUGGAAAAACCUUUCACCUGAAGUCAACCCUUGAUAGACAUGAGGUAAUUCAUACUGGGAAAAGGCCCUAUCAAUGUAACGAGUGUGGAAAAACCUUUGGCCAGAAAUCAAACCUCACUCAGCAUGAGAGAAUUCAUACUGGGGAGAAGCCUUAUCAGUGUAAUCAAUGUGGAAAGUCCUUUCACCGGAAGUCAAUCCUCAUUGUACAUGAGUUAAUUCACACUGGGGAAAGGCCCUAUCAAUGUAAUCAGUGUGGAAAAGCCUUUGGUCAGAAAUCAAACCUCACUGUGCAUGAGAUGAUUCACACCAAGGAUAAGCCCUAUCAGUGUAAUCAAUGUGGAAAGUCCUUUCACCUGAGGUCAACCCUCAGUGCACAUGAGAUAAUUCACACUGGGGAAAGGCCCUAUCGAUGUAAUCAGUGUGGAAAAACCUUUCGCCAUCAAUCAAGCCUUACUGUGCAUGACAGAUUCCACACUGGGGAGAAGCCCUAUAAGUGCAGUCAGUGUCAUAAAGCCUUUGUCUCAAAGUCACAACUCACUAGGCAUAAGAUUAUUCACACUGGGGAGAAGCCCUAUAAGUGCAGUCAGUGUCAUAAAGCCUUUGUCUCAAAGUCACAACUCACUAGGCAUAAGAUUAUUCACACUGGAGAGAAGCCCUAUCAGUGUAGUCAGUGUGAAAAAUCUUUUCACCUGAAGUCAAUCCUCAGUAGACAUGAGAUAAUUCACGGGGAAAGGCCCUAUCAAUGUAAUCAGUGUGGAAAAACCUUUUGCCAGAAAUCAAGCCUCACUGUGCAUGACAGAAUUCACACUGGGGAGAAGCCCUAUAAGUGCAGUCAGUGUCAUAAAACCUUUGUCUCAAAGUCACAACUCACUAGGCAUAAGAUUAUUCACACUGGGGAGAAGCCCUAUCAAUGUAGUCAGUGUGGAAAGUCCUUUCACCUGAAGUCAGUCCUCAUUGCACAUGAGAUAAUUCACACUGGGGAAAGGCCCCAUCAAUGCCAUCAGUGUGGAAAAUCCUUUGGCCGGAAAUCAAACCUCACUAAGCAUGAGAUGAUUCACAUUGGUGAGAAGCAAUAUAAGUGUAGUCAGUGUCAUAAAACCUUUGUCUCAAAGUCACAACUCACUAGGCAUAAGAUUAUUCACAGUGGGAGAAGCCCUAUCAGUGUAGUCAGAGUGGAAAGUCCUUUCACCUGAAGUCAAUCCUCAGUGGACAUGAGAUAAUUCACACUGGAGAGAGGUCCCAUCAAUUCAAUCAGUGUGGAAAAACCUUUUGCCAGAAAUCAAGCCUCACUGUGCAUGAGAGAAUUCACACUGGGGAGAAGCCCUGUCAGUGCAAGCAGUGUGGAAAAACCUUUAUCCAGAAGCCACACCUCAGCAAUCAUCAGAUCACUCACAAGAGAGGAGCCUUUGAAGGUAGAAAAGCUUUCUCAGAAAUCAGACCUCAGGAAACAUCAGAGAAUUCUCACAGUGGGACAGUCUUGAGAGGCAGAGGCUAGCUAUGUGUCCUCCAAAAGCUAUUUUCUGAGUGAUAUAGCAAGCUCUUCUGUGCUUCCUCUUUCUGUGUCAUCUCUGUGGAGAUAAAGACACAAGUGAUGAACAUUCCUUCCAGGCCUAAAUUUAACAGUGACCUUCCAGUCCUACCAGACUUGCGGUUGAGCACUACAUGUCUUCAGUCAUUGUGAUUUCAGACAGAAAUGUAGAGAACAGAGGACUUUCGACCACUGGCCCAGCACCCUCUGUCUGUUACAUGUGAGAAAUAAACCCUACUCUG
Molecule: messenger RNA, 3027 nt
Organism: Castor canadensis (American beaver)
Lineage: Eukaryota; Metazoa; Chordata; Mammalia; Rodentia; Castoridae
Biological process (GO): regulation of transcription by RNA polymerase II
Molecular function (GO): RNA polymerase II cis-regulatory region sequence-specific DNA binding; DNA-binding transcription factor activity
Source: RefSeq, a predicted model, not a curated record